This is a messenger RNA of Adineta ricciae, 375 nucleotides long. NCBI's taxonomy places the organism in Eukaryota, Metazoa, Rotifera, Eurotatoria, Adinetida, Adinetidae. The record is from the annotation of a GenBank genome assembly.
AUGAAUUCAUCAAUUCUGGCUUUUGCCCUUCUUGCCUUUAUGGUGAUCAGCCAAAGCAAUGCACGGUUAAUCAGACAAGACUUUGCCGAUGACGAUUUUGAUCAAGACUUAUUUGAACAAAAACGAGAUGCACCAACGCACACCAGAUGUACAAACAUUGUUAAAGGCCAAGAUUCGAAUGGUGGUGACAUAGGUGCUAUUAAUCCAGGACACGUUCUCAGUGCUAGUGCUUGUGCUGCAUUAUGUGAAACAGUUGCUAUUUGUGAUCACUGGACAUUUCACGUCAACGACGCCGAAUGUUGGCUCAAGGAUAAACCAUCGCAAAUGCAAGACAGUCCUAAUUCGUAUACAGGCAGUUGUACCAAGUCGGAAUAA